Molecule: messenger RNA, 1068 nt
Organism: Fusarium fujikuroi IMI 58289
Lineage: Eukaryota; Fungi; Ascomycota; Sordariomycetes; Hypocreales; Nectriaceae
Exons: 2
Coding region: 1-1068 (355 amino acids)
Source: RefSeq, a predicted model, not a curated record
AUGGAUCCUACCGAGCGUCUACCACCAGAGAUCUGGAGAGAGAUCAUCUGGAAUCUCCGUAAGCCAUAUCAUCAGGGGAUAAUAUGCGGACUACGAUGGAAAGAGAAUGCUGAGCCUCAGCGCCCUUGUCACUGUAUCACGGCGCUGGCAGCAGUCAUCGAACCAUUCCUGUUCAAAGACCUACACUUGAGAAUAGAUAAAGUCCUUGGAUUCAAAUGUAUCAUAUUCCUGACACAACAAAGACUCUCAUAUAUUCGAAGUGCUGCGGUCAAGUGCGGUCUUGCUAGCCAUAUAUGCAAACGAUCGAAGCGAUGCACGCAAGGCCCUGGAGACUGCGCCUUUCGUCAACAUCACCUGAAAGAUGAAAUCGAAUUUAAUGACAUCGUAUACAAGAUCUUUGGGAUCCUCAAAGAUCUCCCACGUCGAGAGAAGCCUUACAUGGACAUGAUCUUUGAGAUGCCACGGAUCGGCUUUGGCGUCACGUUUACGCAAAAAGGAUGCAGCCUUGCAAGGUCCUUGGAUUUGAUACCUUUGUCUGUGCAAACGUUGCUUAUUGACUACCAGCGGGAGAUGAUUGUAGACCAGACAUUUAAUCCUCCAAGCCUCAUCCCCAUUGGUUCAAAUAGAGAGGCUUUUGCCGAAGCGAUGCGACCACUUGCCCCGAGACACGGUAUCCGAGAAAUCACCCUUCUUGCAAGCAUCAACAUCGCCAUGUUCCAACCUACGACGGAAAAUCCUUGCUGGCCGAUCCCCAAGAGUUUCACAUUCGCAUUUUACAACGUUCUUCAGUCCUAUCAGUGGGUAGUCACAGGCGAAAACCCUUUGUCGGCAGAAGAGGAAGAGUGUGAACGACAAGAGACCCGUGAAUGGGUGGGUGGUUUGCAUUACUGCCCCCCAGGCUGCGAGAUAGAAAAUAGCUUCAAAUCCUACAUGAGAGAGGGAACCAUGGAUCGCUUUCUUUUGGCGGCGGCACAGGCUGUUUGCCAUAUGCCCAAGAUAAGAAAACUCUCGGUUCGACAUGUUUUCGAUCCUGCCGGUUUUAAAGAGGAUAUAUUGCGUGGGGUUUAG